AUGAUCAUAUGUAGUCAGGGAUAGACUUCAUUAUCCAGUGGGCAUCAGUAUUUUUAAAUUAAACUUUUGUAUUUCCUAAAUAUAUUACCCACGGUAGCCUACUAGGCUAUACCACUUUUAUUAGGGUAUAUUUCGCUAAAAACAACAACAACAAAAAAACUCAAAUAACUACUUUAUUUGCAGUUUCAUUAGCCUAUAUUACAUGGGAAGUAGCGCGUUUUCAAGUGUCAAUCUUUGUAUGUGGGCGUAUAAUCAGCGAACGAUAUCCUUCUCAUUUUUUGUUACCUGUUCUCAAUAUUAUAACUAGCCUACUUUUGUUCUGAAAUACACACCAACAAGAUUGUUUGCCAAGAAUGCUGGUACUGGCGUGGACUAGAUGCUGGUGUUUUUUUAUUCUGCUGGGCGUAAUGAGGAUGGGAGAAGUAGAGGCUAAGGUGAACUCAAUCAAAUCGGUUUUACUGGGGGAACCUCCGACACAAGCCGCCAAUCGCUCUGCGAAUCUUCAGCCUGGAGUCAAAAAAAGAAACAACCCUAUACAGGUCUAUCACUGCAGUGCAGAUAAGGAGUGCACGGUAGGGAGUUACUGCCACAGCCCCCAUCACGGGCCGUCCCGCUGUCUGAACUGCAGGAGGAGGAAGAGGCGUUGUCACAGAGACAGCAUGUGCUGCCCUGGCAACCGCUGCAGCAGCUAUAUCUGUGUUCCAAUCUCAGAAAGUGUCCUGCCACCCCAAAUCCCAGCUUUAGAGGAACACAACAAACUGCCAGUCAAAGGGAAUGGCUGGAAAAAGAAUAGGAAAUCACAUACAAAGCUGUCUAUCGCCAAAGCUCACGAGGGAGAUCCCUGCCUGCGCUCCUCGGACUGCACCGAUGGGAACUGCUGCGCCCGCCACUUCUGGACCAAGAUCUGCAAGCCGGUGCUGCAGCAGGGGGAGGUGUGCUCACGGCAGAGGAAGAAGGGCUCCCACGGCCUGGAGAUCUUCCAGCGCUGCGACUGCGCCAAGGGCCUCUCCUGCAAGGCCUGGAAGGACGCCACCUCCGCCUCCCGCUCCAGGCUGCACAUGUGCCAGAAGGUGUGAGGAACCUGACCCCGCGCACACCUCCCGGACCCCUGGAACUUCAGACGGCAUGGCCGACGCGGCGGGCUCGAGCGGAGAGGAGGAGAGAGGAGGAGAGAGGAGGAGAGAGGAAGAGAGAGGAAGAGAGAGGAGGAGAGGACGAGGGACUGACUCUAUUAGCACUGCGGAGGCGCAAGCCAACGGACUCGCGACGGCAAUCGGCUGCUCGGAACCUCUCACAGAUCUGUGUCCUUUCCUGAUUGUUACUACCAGCAAGCACAACUCCGUGAGAACCUUUACCCAUAGUCAGUGUAUGCAUGGUAGCUCAUAAAAUCACAAAUAAAUCAUCUUCAUUUACAUCCUA
Messenger RNA from Conger conger (European conger), 1419 nucleotides. Its product is annotated as dickkopf-related protein 2-like. The record is from RefSeq and is a predicted model, not a curated record. NCBI's taxonomy places the organism in Eukaryota, Metazoa, Chordata, Actinopteri, Anguilliformes, Congridae. Gene Ontology annotation, molecular function: receptor antagonist activity; co-receptor binding. The transcript is spliced from 4 exons. Bases 354 to 1076 code for a protein of 240 amino acids. Gene Ontology annotation, biological process: negative regulation of canonical Wnt signaling pathway; multicellular organism development. Gene Ontology annotation, cellular component: extracellular region.